GGCUCAGCCAGGCGGCUCCAAGUCGAUGCUCGGGCAGUUGCUGUUGGACCGUCGCACGUAACGCACGCUGCAGCGGAACUACUGGGUUGUCGUUCGGAUCGGAAUUCGCAUCGAGUUUGGGCUUCGGUUUCGGCUGCUUUCGGACUAAUCGGUCGGUUUGGUCCGCUUGAUCGGUUGCCCAACUGCAAACUCGGCGGCCUGCAUUCGGCACUUGUGAUUGAUGGACUGCAGUUGCUCCGCAAACUCUGACCUCUGAGCCCGGACAAUCAUCAGGUUCUGUGACUUGAGCGCCCUGCUUUUUAUGAGGGUCGUCUCGCUGACCGAUUCCAAAAACGACCAUAAACGGAGAAUAUAUCAAAUAAAAAGUCCAAUUUCGGUUUUUUUUGUUGCCGGUUUUCGAUUUAGCAUUUCGCAUUUCUCGAGCUUGUCGACGUCGUGUGCGCGGUCUUCAUAAAUUAUAAAAGAGCGCAUUUCGCGAACGACUUGCAAAUAAAUAAGCAUUUACGCUUUUAUUAUUGCCCGGCGUGUGUGUGUUCGUUGUUGGUGAGAGUGUGUGUGUUUUUGGAGCGGGAGCCGCAGUUCCUCGGAAAAAGCUCCCAUGUGGCGCAAGCCGGAGGAAUAAAAUAAAACCGAACCGAGCGCUCCCCACUUAAAAUAUCAUCUUUGCAUACAAUCAACAUCUAGCCAUAAAAGUGUCUUCGUCCUAUGAGCAUUUCGGGAUCCGCUCUGAUUUGUGUGUGCUGAUAAGCCAGUGAUUGCCCCAAUCCGCGCUCCUCGCAGCCCCACAUAAAGAUAUCUGAAGCAGAAAAUGCUUAGCUGUCUCGGAGACACCGCGGCGUAUACUUAAUCUUGUCAACGGGCCAAAGCACGGCUAAGCAAACAUGAACUGCCUCUGUCGCCCAUCACGGAUUAUGUCCGUGCGCAUUAAUUUGCUGGAUGAAACCGAGUUCAUACACGAGAUCAAGGAUGAUUUGCCCGGCCAGGCUCUGCUGGAUGUCGUCUUCGCCAGGCUCAAUUUAAUCGAGACCUCAUACUUCGGCAUACGUUACAUAGACGAGGAGAAUCAGACGCACUGGCUCGAUCCUGCGUCGCGUAUUUCUCGCCAACUCAAGCCCAAGUCGGAUCCUUAUGACUUGUAUUUCGGUGUGAAGUUCUAUGCUGCCGAUCCCUGCAAGCUGCUGGAGGAAAUAACCAGGUAUCAACUUUUCCUGCAAGUCAAACAGGAUGUUCUGCAGGGACGACUGCCUGUGGCCUUUGAGCUGGCCGCCGAGCUGGGAGCCUUUGUGGUGCAAUCCGAACUUGGUGACUACGAUCAGCGGCGCCACUCGAAGGGCUAUGUGUCCGAGUUCCGGCUGCUUCCUAACCAGAGCAACGAGCUGGAAACCCGCGUCUCCGAGCUCCACCAGCAGCUCAAGGGAAUGUCGCCCUCCAGUGCGGAGCUCAACUAUCUGGACAAAGUCAAAUGGCACGAUAUGUACGGCGUGGAUUUGCAUCCCGUUCUGGGCGAGGACAGCGUGGAGUACUUCCUGGGCCUGACUCCGAGCGGGAUUGUCGUGCUGCGCAACAAGACGACGGUGGCUCAUUACUAUUGGCCGCGCAUUGCCAAAGUUUAUUAUAAAGGACGCUAUUUUAUGCUCAGGAUAAGCGAUAAAAAUAACGAGCUGAGCACCUACGGAUUCGAGACGCCUCGCAAGUCGGCCUGCAAGCACCUAUGGCGCUGCUGCGUGGAACACCAUGCCUUCUUCAGGCAGGUGCGAGUGGCCCCUCUGCCCAGUUCGCAGUCGCAUGCCGCCGAUUUGUUCCAACUGGGAUCGCGCUUCAGGCACAGUCGCCCGGACAAGCAAACGGAGAAGGAUGCACUUUCCGCCGGACGAUCGCCGCCUGCCUUCACCCGUACUCCCUCGAAGCGCCAGCCGCGCCGCGUGAUUGAUGACUUUUUUAACAGCAACGGCAACGGCAAUGGAAAUGGCAAUGGCCAUGGCCAUGGAGCAAGUGGCGCGGGAACAUUAGGAGGCGGCAGCCACAUGGGCAACAGGCCGCUGCCCCAGCCCGGAAUGGGCACCAUCUCCAACAACUACGACAGCCCCUAUCGCUCCACCUACAGCAUACCCACCAGCUUGGGCAUCAGACCUUGCCAUCAGCAGCAGAACAACAACUCCAGCAGCUACAACAACAACAGCGGGGGCAACCUGCAAACGCCUGACUCGCCGAGAAGCACCCGGAGUGCUCCCUGGCCGCGCUCCCAGCAGAGAUCCCUCUUCGGGCACAAUCCGUCGAGUCCGCGAUCCGUGAGAUCCGCGAGUACGGCAGGCGGUGGACUGCACCACCAUCACAGCCACCACAGCCACGGUCACGGUACCAGCCACCAUCCGCACCACCAAUCCUCGUCAGCGGGAGCCACCUCCUCGACCACGCACCACCACCGUCAGCAGCGGGCCAGCUCCUCAUCCGCCUCCCAUCAGCAGCAGAGAUACCGAUCCAGUUCCGUGGAGAGCCACUCCUCCAAUGACUCGAGGUCCACGCGCAAGCAUAAGCACCGUCAUCGCCGCACCUCAGAUAAUGAAAGCGAGCUUUCCAGAGGAUCAGGUCGUUCCGGAAGAUCAGGACGUUCGCAUCAUCGCAAGCACCGCCGUUCGCACCGGCAUCGAAGGGACUCAGCCGGAGGAUCCGAUCACGACAGCACACGUGGACGCAGCUACUCCGGUCAUCGCAGCUCCUCGAUGAGAAGUGGAAGUGCCGAGCUUAUAGACUCCACAUCGCAGUGGAGGGAAGUGCAACGACGCCAGGCGGAGGCCAGUUUGGGCCAGAGUUCCGUGCAACAGGCAGCGGUUUCCAAGAGCAGCAUGGUGGCCAGGAGUCUCCACAGCAACGAUAGCCACUCGGACACCCAUUCGCACCACAAAUCCAGAAGGCACCGCAAAAACAAAUCCCCAUCGGAAUCACGAAGCCGCAUGUGGAACAGUGAGCUGGCGAAGCACCUACAAUUCGAUCUGGUGGACACGGAGGGCAUGUCGGAGCAGCAGUUACGGGAGAUUCCCUACACGGUGGUAGAGACCACUUCGAAGAGGUCCAACUCUAACUUGAAGAUCCACAAGAGCAACAGCAAGAGCAGUGUGGGAGCCAAGAGCACGGGCUCUGGCAACACCAUUACCAAUGGCAGUGGAUCUGGAAAUGCGGGUCAGGCCAGGAAUCGCGUCGAUCGCAUCAGGGGCACGCAUCCACACGAGGCCAACGGAGGUCCUGGAGCUGGAGGACACGCGCCGAAGAAUGGAUCCAUCCGCUCGGCCAGCACUAUAUCUUCAAGGGAGUGUGAACGGAAUAAUGGUCUAGUUAGAAUGAUGUCCAGCAUGAGCAUGGGUGACUUUAUCUCGCCCACUGGCUCCAAUCUGAGUCCUUUGGAGAACUCGGCUCUGCGGGUGUCCCACGAGCACACUGACUCUGGACUGGGAGCCGAUCAGGAUUAUGCAUACUCAUCGGAAAGAUCCAGCGACAGCACUCGCUAUGGCACCAACAAAUCCUCUGGCGCCUCGAGCGGAUCGCACCGGAAGUCGGGCGGCAGUGCCGGCGGGAACUACAACAACCUGAUGCAGCAGACCGUGAGUAACCAGCAACAGCAGCAGCGCUCGCUGUUCGCGCAGCAGCAGCGCCAGCAGAAGAGCACCUACAAAUACGCCACCUCCUCGCCAUCGUCCACUAACCCAGGGAGCUCCUCGGGACUGGCGCCCGUCCACAACGCGGGCCCGAGUUCCAAUCCCAGCUCCAGCCAAAACCCCAACAGCGCUACUAACUCUAAUCAACAGUCGCCGGCUAAUCGCCUGCUCCACUACACGACCUUUGAGAACAACCAGUACAAGUUCAGUCUGAACAAUGCGCUGGCCAAGAGCUCCAAGGGCGUGGUGAGCGGAGGAGGCAGCAUUAGCAAUCUGGCAGGCAACAUGGUAACAUCUGGUGGUGUCGGUGGUCCAGGUUCUCAAGGUGGUGGUGGUGCUUUCAGCCGGCAGCGCAGCUUCGUGGAGUGGCCCAGCAAUCCGGCGUCGCCUUACUAUUACCAAGGUCCUUCCACGCACGUGGCGCAGGUGAAGCGCCGGGAUGCCAAGUCGGAUAUUGGGGUGCCCACCCGGCGGCUCUCCGGACAGAGUCUGACCAAAACGCAACUCCUGACGGGCGGCGGGAACUCGCAGUUAGCCAAUGCAGGCUGUUAUCCGUUGCACUAUGCGAGCAGCAAUGUUUCGGGCGGGGGCUACAAUCGUCCCUCAGGUCAAAGAUCAGGUGGCAACGGCUCCUCCUCCGGGGGUUUUGGUCUUCAGCCAGCCAAAUCGGACCUCUUCUUAUCCUACAUCCACGGCGGGGAGUACGAAAGACCCUACAUUUACAACUACAAGAUGCCGCAGAUGCCGGGUGGAGCCGGGGCAGCAGCUGGAGCAGGAGCAGGAACGGGAGCAGUGGGCUCCCCGAAACAACAGACCACCGCUUACCACAUUUCUGGGUCGCAGACCGCAGAUCCGCCGCCACCCCCUCCUCCUCUGUACGGCGGCACGGCGCCCGCCAACGACGUCAUGUACUAUCAGUUCGACAAAGGAGCCGCCGUCGCUGCCGGACCUCCUUCCACGUCGUCCUCGUCGCCGCCCAUUGUCCAGCAGCCGCGGCAAACGGGCGGUCCAUUAGUGUAUCUGCAACAUGGCCAGAAUCCAUCUGUGCCCGAGGUGCAGCAGUCAACUACGCACUCCUCGCACUCCUGCAGCGAGGAGGACGAGGCCAUGAUUGUCCUGGAGGCCCUGCAGAUGGAGGCGCAGACCACCAACGACGAGACCGAAGACACCGAAGACGAUGAGGCCGCCGAGGCCGAGGACAUGUUUGAUGCGGAUGCUCCUUUGAUGUCCCCCACGGGCAGCCACAAUAGCUCGAAUAACAAUAACAACAGCAGCGGCAGCGGCAGCAACAACUGCAUCGCCAACAACAACAGCUGCGGCGGCGGCGGCAUUCGUCAAUCCAAUCCAUCGAGCAAUAUUAAUUUCGAUAAUUGCAAUGCGAAUGUCUACUGUGGUCAGCAGGCAAAGCAACUAGGGCCAAUUACCAGCGGCAACCAAACGUUAAAUUGUCCCACAUUGAACGCAAAUGCAAAUGCAAAUGCGAAUGCGAACCCGAAUCCGAAUCUGAAUCUGAACCCGAAUCCGAGUAGCCACACCACCAAUAGUCACUCCAGUAGCCAAGCGAAUGCGAAUGCGAAUCCCCCACCCAACACCACCAACAAUAUCACAGCAGCAACUUUAGUUGCAGGUGCAGCAGUAGCAGCAACUGGCACGGCAGCAACAUCAGCUGCCACCAACCUGCAACAAAAUCAAAACAUUUCCUCCAGCUUAGAGAUAAUCCUUUCGCCAAUUAUCCAAAGUAGUCGACGGUAAGUUUUAUUUUCAGUUCGUUUUCGUUUCGUUUCGGUUGCCGUUGUUCUGUUUGUUGAGUAGGUACAACCUAUUUUCUGUUUUCUGUAGCUAACAAGAAGUAAUACCGAUACCGACCUCUGACCUGCAUGCUAAAACCGAGAAACAACAGAAGUGACUUUUCCUUUAGAGGGAAAUGUAUGCAAAUUUUUUGCUACCCAGGUGGUUCAGCGUUGAGUUAUUGUGUCUAUCUGCUAUUGUUACGGAUUGCAUUGAAGUUCUAGCUUUGAGAUGUUGGCAAAAACAUAAUGAGUUGAAAGCCCUUUGUUCUGUUACCCCGAUUCGUUCUCCCCCGCCAAGCAUUAAACUUUAUUGAACAGCGCGGGAAAUUUAAAAGAACUCAACCCCAAAAACCAGAUACACGACAGCUCCUUUAAGUGUGCGAAAACAAAACGAAACGAAAACAUUAUAAAUUAUGUAUUAAUGUGCCCGUUAGGCCUACGCAACGCGGAAAUGUCGGGACCUCCCAGCUGCCAAUUUUCAAUUGCCUUUGGGCCAAGAUAACAAUCGACUUGGGGGCCAGGACAAUGGCAAAGCCUCUCAGGCAAACAUUCAUUUUCAUUUCAAUUUCGCUUGCCAGCUCCUUGCUUUCGUUCUGGAUUUACAUUUGAUUUGACUGGCUUUCCCCAUUUCCCCCAGUUUUGUGCCUCGACAUUUUUCCGCCUGGCGGGGCAGCACGGAAACGCACAAAUAUUUAUGUAAGCUAGGAAAUUCGACAGCCUCUUUACAAAUGAAUAGGUUAAUGUCAUCGGGGUGGAAUCUGCUCUUUUGUUUACGAGUCCAACUUGGGGCAAAUUGACUUUAAACAUGUCAAUUUAAAUUUUGGGACCCCCAUCCAGCCAGCCAGACAGCCAACCCAGCAGCCCUCAUUAACGGCCACCCGGAAAAGUAUGCUAUGGCAAACGUAGAAAUAUUACUCAUACGCCGCAUUGCACGCAGCCAUUGAAGCAACAAAACGACAAUUUCACAACAAAUUAACCAGCCAGCCAACCAAACAGCCAGCACUCGCAUAUCCGAGUGGAUGUGAAAGCCCGGGACAUUCAUUUCGAGCUGGGAAUUGCAAGUAAAUGACCUUCAAACUCGAUAAGCGAAAACAAAACAGGCGAAAGUGCUAAAAAUAUACAUAAUUUUCAGCACACGAAGACAAAGGUCCCUCGCACAUGCACACAUGAAAAUAUGAUAGGACACAAAACACACCCACAGUCACACAUUAAAGUAUAUGUGUGUGUUGCCGGGUGGGUAAAUGAUAUUUCUGCCGGCUCGAUGGCCCGAUGCCAAUGUUUCUGUGACUCCGACCCGCACAUAAAUACAAAUUUCAACAAAACAACAGGCCACAAAACAAAAAUAAACCCACAAAAAAAUAAGCGAUGAAAGCAAAAAGGCGCAGUGUUGGCAACAACAGGAGCAGCCAGUAAAAAGAACCAAAAAAAAAACAACCAGGCUAGGCAAACAUUUCAUAUCGUAGAAAUACUUUGGAGCCAAAUAAACAACAUUUUGUAGAAGCACAAAAAAGGCAUAACAAACAGUUGAAAGGGAAAAUGGUUGGCCCGAGGGGCUUAGAUGACCUCGGGUUACUCUCUAUUUGAUUAAGAUAAAUAUUUGAGGUCAGCCAAUAUUUGGAAAGUAUUUCGCUGGAAGUUGUUAGAAAUCAAAUGUGAAUAGAAUAUAUAUAAUAUAAAAUAAAUAGGAAAUACCAUGGCUUACAAUUGUUGAUCAAGUUUUGGAAGCUUUAACAAUAUCCAAUGGAUGCUUUAUAAAAAUGACCUUGCAACACUUCACAACUUAUAUGCAGUUCCCUUUGCAACACACAGCCCCAGCUUGGAAAGGGUAUUUCCACAAAGGGUCUGCGUGUUCGACCUUGGUACAACGACUGUUCUUGUUUUAGAUUAGAGCCCCCGGUCUCCCAACCCCUUGGCCCCUGGAAUUCGGCCAUUUGGAGCCCAUCGCGACUUGUAGCUAGGCCACACGCCACCAGCAACAAAGGGACUCGGGGAAACUUUACGCACUUUUGUCACAGAAAGAAAAUAGAAAACGAAAACGAAAGCGGUGGCGGUGGCGCAAGGAAAGUGCUGAAAAUGUGGAAAGUGCCCGAGUGGCAAUCGUAAAUUUGACGCACAUUUUUGCCCGAGGGCGGAGAGAUAAGCUUAUGAAUGGCUAUAUAAAAACUCACCCCAUUUCCACACAUAAUGUGGAGUGACUUUUUUCCAGGAUUUCUUUUUGGUUUAUGAUUAAAUUAAGUAAUUAUUUGUGGAGCGGCGCCAACUGAAAUGAUAAAAAGUAUUCAAUUUGUGGCAGUUGCUGCGAUAAAACUGAAUUUACUGCGGCCAUAAACUGCGUGGCGGCACUUGAACUAUAUUUUUGUAAAUUUAUUUCGAAUUGAAGAGCACCAUAACGCAUACGCACCGUAGUCGCUAGAACAAACUAACAAGCUAUACUCACAACCACACGCAUACAUAAACACAUACGCAUACACUUACACUCACACUUACAUUACCGAGCACUAGAGAACUUAAAUGAGAAAAUCGAAUCAACAAGGAAACUUUUUCUAACAUGUGCAAAUAUUUUCUCUCUUUCUCCCCCACCCCCGAAAACCCUCUUUUCUCCCCACUUUUAUUUUCAUGCCAUGCAAAUGCAACUACUACAAAACCACAAUGCAAACGGCAGAGCGCAAUUGUAAGCGAAAUGAGCACAGAGUUGUGAGAAUUAGCUAAAUUUAAUUUGCAAUAGCCAAAGCCCGCCGACCAUGCCCCUGCAGCAGGAGUAAACUGCUCCUCGAACCCGCCGCCCACUGCAUUCUGCAAACUUUGGUUGCAGCAACAGCAGCAGCAGCAGCAGCAACAGCAACAGCAGCAAUCCCAGCAGCAGCAACU
Messenger RNA from Drosophila simulans, 8308 nucleotides. RefSeq names its product band 4.1-like protein 4A. The transcript has 16 exons. NCBI's taxonomy places the organism in Eukaryota, Metazoa, Arthropoda, Insecta, Diptera, Drosophilidae. Gene Ontology annotation, cellular component: cytoskeleton. Bases 882 to 5402 code for a protein of 1506 amino acids. The record is from RefSeq and is a predicted model, not a curated record.